Messenger RNA from Sporothrix brasiliensis 5110, 621 nucleotides. Its product is annotated as nuclear distribution protein. The transcript is spliced from 2 exons. The record is from RefSeq and is a predicted model, not a curated record. Gene Ontology annotation, biological process: cytoskeleton-dependent cytokinesis. The coding region runs from base 1 to 621 and encodes 206 amino acids. NCBI's taxonomy places the organism in Eukaryota, Fungi, Ascomycota, Sordariomycetes, Ophiostomatales, Ophiostomataceae. Gene Ontology annotation, cellular component: dynactin complex.
AUGGAACAGACCAGCCAGGCCACGCUCGAGCUGCUCGAGUCGCGUGUCCGCCGCGUCGAGCACUUGUUGUACGGCGACGACGGCAACACGCCCAAAGACGCCGACUCCCUGCCGGCCAAGCCCGCCGUCGACGCCCUGGCCGAUCUCGAGCGGCGCUUCUCGUCCUUGGUCUCCAACGUCCGCGUCUACGCCGAGUUGCUGAAAAUUUACAAAUCCCACCCCUCGCUCUUCCAGGCACCGCCCGCCGAUGUGCCGCCCACCCAGCUCGACCGCGACGCUCUCCGUGCCGUCGUCCUCAGCUACGCCAGUGCCUUCCCCGCCACCGCGUCGGCCCUCAAUGCCGCCCUCGUCGACACGCCCGUGCCGGAAGCAGCACUGAGCGCACAGCUCGUGGGACUUGUCCCCCGGAUGGAGGCCCUGGCACAGUCACAGAAGCAGCUGGAUGCCGAGGUGGCUGGCCUCCGCGGCCGCAGCGAGCGCCUCGUGCGGCAGUACUACGAGCGGCAGGCGCUGGGGGCGUCCAACAUGGUUGCAAGCGUAGAGGCUCGCGUGGAGCGGGCCGAGGGCCAGAUACGGCGAUUGGAGACGGCGGCGCGGAAGGCCGAGCAGGAAGGUGUGUGA